Pyrus x bretschneideri (Chinese white pear) is the source of this 1395-nucleotide messenger RNA. Its product is annotated as beta-glucosidase 12-like. Gene Ontology annotation, molecular function: beta-glucosidase activity. The transcript is spliced from 12 exons. Lineage: Eukaryota; Viridiplantae; Streptophyta; Magnoliopsida; Rosales; Rosaceae. The record is from RefSeq and is a predicted model, not a curated record. The coding region runs from base 16 to 1395 and encodes 459 amino acids. Gene Ontology annotation, biological process: carbohydrate metabolic process.
CAAAACUCCCAAGUCAUGGCAAUGAAAUAUUCACGAUCUUUGCUCUUUCGUGUGCUGCUACUCAUUGGCUUUGCAUUGACAAAUAGCAAAGGAACUAAUACGGAUCCACCUGUUCUUUGCGAAUUUCUCAAUCGCAGCAGUUUUGAACCAGGGUUCAUAUUUGGCUCAGGUUCCGCAUCUUACCAGUAUGAAGGUGCAGUAAAAGAAGAUGGAAGAGGACCAAGCAUAUGGGAUACCUACACCCACAAACAUCCAGAAAAAAUCGCUGAUGGCAGUAACGGAGACGUUGCUAUAGAUCAAUAUCACCGCUAUAAGGAAGAUGUGGGCAUUAUGAAGGAUAUGGAGUUGGAUGCUUACAGAUUCUCUAUUUCAUGGUCCAGAUUAUUACCAAAUGGAACGUUAAGUGGUGGCGUUAACAUGAAAGGAAUUGAUUAUUACAACAAUCUCAUCAAUGAACUCCUACGCAAUGGUUUAAAGCCGUUUGUAACACUCUUUCAUUGGGAUGUUCCCCAAGCUUUAGAAGAUGAAUAUGGUGGUUUCUUAAGCCCUCGUAUUGUAGAUCAUUUUAAAGACUAUACAGAACUUUGUUAUAAAGAAUUUGGUGAUCGAGUCAAGCACUGGUUCACUUUAAAUGAGCCACAUACUUUUUGUAAUAUGGGUUAUGCUCUUGGGAGUUACGCACCGGGACGCUGCUCUUCUUGGCAAAACCUAAACUGCACCGGUGGAGAUUCAUCCAUUGAACCAUACUUGGUGGCACACCACCUUCUUCUUGCUCAUGGAGCAGCUGUAGAAUUGUACAAGAACAGAUAUCAGGCAUCUCAGAAAGGCUUGAUAGGAAUAACGUUGGUGUCCCAUUGGUUUGAGGCUGCUUCGGAGUCAAAGCAAGACAAAGAUGCUGCCUUACGAUCUUUGGAUUUUAUGUUUGGAUGGUUUUUGGACCCAUUAACAACUGGUGACUAUCCACACACCAUGCGAUCAAUUGUUGGAAAAAGAUUGCCAAAAUUCACAAAAGAACAAUCCAAGUUGCUAAACGGAUCGCUUGAUUUUCUUGGAAUAAAUUAUUAUACUGCUAGAUACGCAACUAGUACACCUAAGAACAAUUCACAACCGGCAAGCUAUGUAACAGAUCCUCAAGCUGAUCUUACGACUGAGCUUAAUGGAGUACUUAUUGGUCCACAGGCUGCUUCAGAUUGGUUAUAUGUAUAUCCAAAAGGAAUUCACGAUCUUGUGCUCUACACAAAGGAAAAAUAUAAUGAUCCACUCAUUUAUAUUACUGAGAAUGGUGUAUCAGAGUUGAAUAAUCCAAAACUAUCACUUAACGAGGCUCUUCAUGAUACCAGUAGAAUUGACUACCAUUACCGUCACCUGUGUUACCUUCAAGCGGCGAUCAAGUAA